Molecule: messenger RNA, 1291 nt
Organism: Microstroma glucosiphilum
Lineage: Eukaryota; Fungi; Basidiomycota; Exobasidiomycetes; Microstromatales; Microstromataceae
Exons: 6
Coding region: 225-1076 (283 amino acids)
Cellular component (GO): plasma membrane
Molecular function (GO): acetate transmembrane transporter activity
Source: RefSeq, a predicted model, not a curated record
GCUUGACCCGGCGGCGUGUGCUUUUUAAGCUUGAUGGCCCCCCCUUCGAAGAAUCAUACAAGAGGCUGCUCAGCUGAUCUUUUGCAUCCCAAUUGUCCCCCUCUUGAACCCCCCCUUCCCACCUCGUGCGUUAAAUCCUCCUUCCAUCUUUGAAUUUCCCGCUUGCUGCUGACUUGGUCCUACAACAUCGAUACCCUCACCUUCACCUCCCGAGUCACGCAACAAUGACCACCAAGCAAGAGCUCGACCGCCACUCUGAGCAUGAUCUGGGCAACAAGGCCGGACCACAGUACCACAGUCCCAAUGGACAGAAUGGAGCUGAUCUCAGCCGACAAAUCUCGGUGCAGCUGACUUCGCAGCAGUUUGAAGAGCUCUACCUGCAACCCUCACAGAAAUCCCGUCAGCAGGGACAGCUCAUCAAGGCUCUGGGUAAUCCGACCGUACUGGGUAUCAUCUGCUUCAUUUUGAACCUCAUGCCCACAUCCAUGGUCCUCAUGGGAUUCAGGGGGACCACGUCUGCUGGUACAUUGGGAAUGAUUGGUGUCUACUACUUCGUCGGAGGCUUGGGUAUGGUCAUUGCUGGCUUGCUCGAAUUCCUGAUCGGCAACACAUUCCCUUUCGUCGUAUUCUUCACCUUCGGAGUAUUCUGGCUGUCUCUCGGAACCUACACGGACCCAACUAAGCAGAUUAGUACACUCCUGGCCACGGACCUGCCGGACCUCUACUGUCCUUUCGGUUUUUACCUCCUGAUCUGGUCCAUUUACACCUUCAUGCUCACAUUCGCCGCCAUCCGCACCAACAUGGUCCUCGUCUGGAUCCUCUUCCACGUCGCCAUGACUUUCCUCAUGCUAGCCGCCGCUUACAUCAACAUCGGAAACCUCGCCACAGCCGUAGGUGGAAAGUGUCUCAUUGCAGGCGGAGCCUUUGGAUUCCUUGCCUCUCUUGGAGGGCUCUACAUCCUCUUCCAUCUGCUAUUGGCAGCGAAUGACUUCCCAUUCAACAUCCCACUGGGUGACCUUUCGGGACUGCUGAAGAAGAAGACGCCCCCUGCGAACGACGCGGGCCCGACACAGUAAUUUGUUCGGUUCGCCGUUGGUCCUUGGCGGGUCGGAGGCAGGAAAGUAGCAUUGGGAAAGGAAGAAGCGUUGCGUAACAGAGUGUGAGGGGAGGAGGCGGAUCUAGUCCCUUUUCUGAACCCUUGUAUUCCCCAUUUCUGUAUCUUUGCUUGGAUUUUGGCAUAACUCAUUAUUUCAUACCGUUUCAUCAGCUCCUUUUGACAUCGAAUCCCUGA